This is a messenger RNA of Opisthorchis viverrini, 1176 nucleotides long. RefSeq lists its product as hypothetical. The coding region runs from base 1 to 1176 and encodes 391 amino acids. Gene Ontology annotation, molecular function: guanyl-nucleotide exchange factor activity; translation initiation factor activity. Gene Ontology annotation, cellular component: eukaryotic translation initiation factor 2B complex. The transcript is spliced from 10 exons. Gene Ontology annotation, biological process: translational initiation. NCBI's taxonomy places the organism in Eukaryota, Metazoa, Platyhelminthes, Trematoda, Opisthorchiida, Opisthorchiidae. The record is from RefSeq and is a predicted model, not a curated record.
AUGCUGAGAGUUCGGUCGUUAUUAACUGGUGUAUGUAGAUCACUCUCGAGCGAAAAUAUGACCGUCGAUUUGCCUCCCAGUCAGCUGCGACUCCCACGACCAAGCAAGGAGUCAUCGUUCAAAAGUGUGAAAAAUACAUUCAGCUCACUAAAGCAACUUAUAGAAAACGGUACUUGGACUGAUAUAAGGUCACUUGUUGCUCUUAUCCAUCAGAAAGCUAUCGACUACACGUCGACGGGCGUAAAUGCAACUCCCAACCUACAUGUAUGCCUCAGAGUCUUGAAAAUCGCACGUGAAGAAGCCCUAAAAGUACUUCGCGGAAGUAAUGCUGAAUUCGAGGAAAAUUCAACGAACCGUUUAUUCGCUUCUGGCGACACAGCUUAUGAGUCCGUGGUCAAAUCAGAUGUUUUGGAGGCUAUUCUUGGUGCCUUGGACGAAUUCAUUGUAGAUAUAAAUGCAUGUUAUGAGAACAUUUCUGACCUAUCCCUUGAUCUUAUUCAUUCUGAUGAGCUCAUCCUCACUCACGGAUCUUCGCAAUUGGCCUACCGUUUCCUCAAGAGAGCUGCUGAGAAGAAACGAAUGUACAAAGUGAUCGUUUGUGAGGGUUAUCCAGACAAUCUGGGUCACAAGUUCGCUGAGGAUCUGUCUAAAGAGGGUAUAAAUGUUAUAUUGGUUCCAGAUAGUCAUGUAUUCGGUCUCAUGUCCCGAGUGAAUAAGGUUAUCAUUGGAUGCAACUCGGUUUAUCCGGAUGGCACCAUGGAUGCACCAACGGGUACAUACAGCGUCCUGUUGGCGGCCAAGCACUUCUCAAUACCUACGUACGUGUGUCUGCCCCAGUACAAACUCUCCCCAGUUCCGAUGAAGGCCUCAGCAAACACACCACCUCCCUAUACCGUCUUGCCAACCAAGGAUCCCAGCAAUGCUUCUCCAGACUGGAUCGAUAGUCCAGCGAAGAUUCUCCCUCCAGAUGAUCCGAUUGUUUCCUCCAACAACUUGGUCAAUCUGCCGCCGGCCAACGGUCCAGUUGUAUGGGUUCCACGCUGGGAACACAUUCCAGCUGGUUUGAUUAGUUUAUUUCUAACCAACCUUGGUAGUCAUGCACCGUCCUACUUGUACGCUUUGGGACAAGAAUUAUUCCAUCCAUCAGACAUUCAAGCUAUCGUUUCCACACAAUGA